Molecule: messenger RNA, 2847 nt
Organism: Adelges cooleyi (spruce gall adelgid)
Lineage: Eukaryota; Metazoa; Arthropoda; Insecta; Hemiptera; Adelgidae
Exons: 8
Coding region: 240-995 (251 amino acids)
Source: RefSeq, a predicted model, not a curated record
UAUUAUGGUUAUCACCGUGUAGUAUUAUACUAUUGCAAAAACUAGAACAAUUAUUAAAAAUCGUACAACGUAUAUUAUAUUAUUCAAAUAUACCUACUUUCAUUAGUAGUGUUUAUAGUAACACAUUAAUUGUUUUUUACAAGGCAAAGGCGGUGUAUCAUUUUUCAAUAAUCCAAGGUAAAUAACGCCAGCCGUCGCCGCUCUUGUAUUCGCGUAUGUAAUGCGGCUGCUCGUCGGCAAUGCCUCAUGUAUCGACGGCCAGGGAGAACAGUCACAGCGAUAGUCGUCUUAAGUUGUUCAACGGUCUAUUCCGAUGGAAGAAAACGGAAAAAGAAAAACAAAAAGCCAGGCAACUGAGCAAAAGUGAAGUGUGCAUUGCCACGAAAAUGUCGGUAAAAACGAGAAACUCGUGCCCGGCGUCUCCAGCUCUGUCCAUACCCAGGUCCAAAGACGUUUUCCAGGACAUGGAGGCGUUGCGGAUUUCCAGGCACGACAAUCCCUACUUACAGAAAAAAAUUUUAGCUAGUAGAGAAAGCUUGUUGGACGAUAAUAGUAUUGAUCAUGUAUCAGUAGCCGAUGACAUCGACAUUAUGGCUCAGGAAUAUUUGGCCGAUAUGGCUCCAGGUGCUCUGGUUGAACUUCAUCAGCAUAUGGUGAGGAGCCCUCCUCCGACCACGUGGCCACGUAUACCUGCUAUACUAAAAAACAAUGAAAAAGAUCAAGUUCAAGAUCCUUUUGCAGAUAGGUGUUUAAGUCCUCACGGUGUUCGGUCACUCUACCAUAGUCCCUGUUCAAGCGGUUCUUCGAGUUGUGUUGUCUCGCCACGUUACAACCACCAAACUCGGUGCAGCCGAUCGGCAAGUGAAUCUCGAGACCGAGAAAGGGGCAGCAUAAGUUCACUGUUCAACCCGUCGUCGUUGCUGUCUUUGACCGACAUGAGCCGUUUCCAUCAUCAUAGUCGUACUGCCACCGAAGAAAAUCAAAAACUCGUUUAAAAAAUAUAAUUUAUGUUCUCCAUAAGGUGUAAGGUGUAUAUUAUAUUAAUUAUUAAUUACCGAUUAGGGGUUGUGCUCACAGGCCACUAAGUCUUAUACCGUAUACGAUCCAGUCUAUCUGGAAAAUUUCUAUUUCCUAACCGGCAAUUUAGCCUAUUAUAAGAACCACUGUAUUACAUUGUGUGUUUUACGUUUUUAUUCACUCACAAAUUUUAUGGAUUUCCAAAAAAAAUGUUUUUAUAAGUAUUUCAGACAUUUUUAAUUAAAUAUACUUUACCCAAUUUUUCCUAAAAAAAAUUACGGGCUUUUCGGAAAAUAUAUUUUUUAGCAAAUUUUGAACCUUGACUUAAAUAAUAUAAGUAUAUAUAUUUUUUUUAAUUGCCUAAGAGCAUUUUUAUUUAAACGAUUAAAAAUCUUUAUAAAUAUAAAUCAAAGAAGUAUUAAUACAUACAUACGAGUAAGAUAUAUAUAUAUAUAUAUAUACAAAACGUGUGUGGUUCUACUUCCAGUGAAAGUAGUCCCAUUAACUAAAUAAUAUAAUAAUAUUAUGAUGGACGACUAAACGUAUUUCAACUAAUUGAGGAGCUCCCGUGAAAAAUCACCAAGUCCAAAAUCCCUUUUUUUUUGUUUUUCUACAGACCUGCAAGUAAAACGCAACGCCUUAGAGCUGGUGUCAUCAAGAGGCCUUGCAAGGAACUAAUCUAAAAAACGUACGGACAUGGCGUUUUAUUAAGCCAUUGGCGUUGCAUUUUACUAUAGGUCUAUUAAAAAACAAAAACAAAUAAUUUUAGACUUAAAUGCUUUUCCACCGGAGCUCCUCGAUUGUUCAGCUAAUUUUUAUUUUACAGAGUGUAUCAUUUAAAGUUAUAAACAGGAACAAACAUUAAUCAUAUCCACUCAAAAUUUGUUCAGUAAUUGAAUAGUAAUAUUGUUGAAAUUAUAUUUGUCGUUACUUGUUUCUCUAACACGUCAAAGUGUACGAACAAUAUGCAUUUAUUGGCUGGUACUGAACACUUAGAGAUCACUUAGAGAUAGUCUUUUAUUAUAAAAAAUAUCGUGCACGUGUUAGGACUGACGUCAGAAAUCGCGUAAGUAUAAUCCACAUCUUCCAGGUGUUUUAUUCAUUAUGCUGUAAAUAGUUUUCAGUGAAUAGCUAUUUUAAGUUUUCGACCGUCACUCGAUAAUCGAUAUUCAAUCUCGGUCUCGCUAAUGAUUCGCAUUUCGCACAUGGAAAAAAACAUUGGUAAAACAAUACCCAGAACCUUUUAUUUACGAAAAUAACAUAAAUCGGUUGCCUAUUUUAUGUUGUAAUAAUAUUUUGUUGAAAAUAAAAUAUUAAUUAUGUUGUUAUUUUUGUUUUAAAUUUGCAAUUACCUACACAAUACAAGACUUAACGCAUAUAAUAAAUCGUGCAUAGACUUCCAAAUGUAACUUUGCGACAAAAUCAAAUUUCAUGACGACACAAAUUUUAACUGUUAAAUCGUUGAGAAAUUGCCAACUAAAUUUUUUUUUAACAUUGGGAAGUUAAAAUGUAUAGAUAACCUAGAACUAGAACGCAUUAUAUUCGGCUUAGCAUUGGUCGAUGGAAACAAUGCAGAUGUUAAAAUAACUUUGAAGUGUUUUUAUGAAAUAGCUAUUAAGAAAUACAAAAUAUUAUGAAACAACUAUUGUAAAUUAUGUUAGCAAAACACAUUUAACAGCUGGUUGUUUAAUUUUUGAAUUAAUUAACGUUAUUACUUAUUAAAAACGUAUAUUCUAUUUAAAAAAAGGUACUUAGAUUAUUUUCUAUAAUAAAUGAAACUGAUCAAAUAAAAAUAAACACAAUAUUUUGUUUAGUAGAUAAUCGUUUUAU